This is a messenger RNA of Cucurbita moschata (crookneck pumpkin), 932 nucleotides long. RefSeq lists its product as uncharacterized. NCBI's taxonomy places the organism in Eukaryota, Viridiplantae, Streptophyta, Magnoliopsida, Cucurbitales, Cucurbitaceae. The record is from RefSeq and is a predicted model, not a curated record. The transcript is spliced from 6 exons. Bases 184 to 651 code for a protein of 155 amino acids.
UAUAAAUUGGUGGGUAAGCGGCAGUUUCUUCAUCAUUUCAACUCUGCAUCAUCAUCAUCCAGCAUUCACGUGUUCUUCUCUUUCUCUCUCUCUUUCUCUGCUCCCUCUGUUCUUCCGCCAUUAAAGCUCCUUCAUCCACUACCACCCGACGCCCUACUCUGUUUUUCACUGUUUUGGAUCAAAAUGGACGGAAACAACCAUGUGCGUUCCUCUUCUUCUCUCACCACUGACCUCUUUGGCUCUAAACACACUUCCUCUUCUUCUACCUCUGGGAUUUUUGGCUCUAUUUUCUCCCCUUCUUCCAAGGUGUUAGGGGGAGACUCACUGCUCUCUCGAACCAAAGAGAUUGAAAGGGCUUCUGUAAAUCAGCCUUGGAUCCCCAACGCUGAUGAUCAAGAUGAUACUGCUAAUCAAAGACAAAAGGAGAGUCGGGAGACGAAGAAUAAAGAUUCGAGUUCCAUCUAUCAGGAUCAAAGAGCCCAACCAUGUCAGUUUACCUCAUCAAUCUAUUAUGGUGGCCAAGAUGUUUAUGCUCAUCCUCAGAAUUCUCACAAUUCUGGGGUGAACUCGACGUUCAAGAAGGACGGGGGAGAAGACGAUUCUGGAAGUGCUUCAAGAGGAAAUUGGUGGCAAGGGUCUCUCUAUUAUUAAUUCUAGAUCACUUGCCAAGGUUUUAUACUUAUUAAGGUACAUAGGAUCAUAGAUCGACCUCUUAUUUUAUGAAGCUAGACGAUAGCGAGAUCGUUGUGAACAACAAAGCUGGUUGAUCCAUUUUCCAGUCGAACACAACAGAAUCUCUUUUAGUUAAUGGAAUAGUUAUAAGCAUCUUUCUAAAUUUUACUGUAAAGAAUGCUGUUGCUGCUACUGCUUUUGUUUGCUGGUUUGUUUGAACCUUGGUGUUUUUAAGCAUAAAUGUAUUGUAGGAACGUACG